AUGAGAGGUAAAGCUUUACUGAUUUUAGCUUUUGCAGUCAUCGUAGCGCAAUCUUCACAAAGCGUUGAUACAGCCGAUCUAGGCUCUUUUACUCAGUGGUAUUGUAUUGCCGAAUAUCAAAUCCAAUCUGCAAUUGUCAGAGGUUACAUGAGUUCUGGGAACGUAGACCCUAACGUUGUACCAAAUAUCCAAAACGCUGGAAACGCGUUUUUAACAGUCGGAGUAUAUAUGUUCCCAUGCUUUCCUUGCGGAAACCCAGCCAAGCAAGCUCAAGAUCUAGUUACCGCUCUUAAAGGCCAAACUUAUGAUUCUAUAUGAAUUGAUGUGGAAACCUACCAAUGGUCUAGCAAUGUACAAGCAAAUCAAGCGUUUAUUACAACAUUGGCAAAUACACUCAAAAGUCUAGGACAAAGUGUUGGGAUUUACACGAGCAGAGCUGAAUGGUCUACCAUUGUAGGGCUUAAUUGGAGUGGAGUAUCGUGGGCUGGCCUUUGGUAUUACCACUAUGAUAAUCAACAAAAUUUUAUGGACUUCCAGCCUUUCGGAGGAUGGGAGAUGGCUGACAUGAAGCAGUAUCAUGGACUAUAGUCUGCGAGACUUUUUGGCUUGAUAUAAGAUUACUUAAAAUAAGAAAUUUAUCUCUGGUAUUGUCAACAUGGAGUUAAUUUGUUAAUAGAAGACUGAUUAGUAACUCCUUCAUGAUGCGUAGGAAGAAUUGAGUUAGGGGCAGCCAAAAGGCUGCCCCAAGUUAUAACUAAGUCUACUUGUGGGAUUUAUGUCAACUCUGAUUGGUGGCCUUAA
Blepharisma stoltei is the source of this 801-nucleotide messenger RNA. The record is from the annotation of a GenBank genome assembly. NCBI's taxonomy places the organism in Eukaryota, Ciliophora, Heterotrichea, Heterotrichida, Blepharismidae.